UUCUAUGGCGCUCGAUGGCAGCUGUCCUCUUCUAUGCAACAUUACCUCCGCAGACUAGCCGAGAAAUAAUGACCAGUGAGCCGCAGCCCGGACCCGGAGCAGCGGUCCCCUGCUCUGCCGGAGAACCGUGAGCAUGCCCCGGCUUGGAAAACAUCUCCCCAGCCUCUCAGACAACCAUUCAAGAUGUAUUUCAACCGGAGAGCCAAGAAGAUACACACCGAGGGGGAGCAGUUAGUGUUGACCACCCUUAGGCUGGAGGCUUCUGACCUGCAGGACCCAGGCCAAGGGACUACUUUGUCAGCCCGCCUCACGGACAGGUUUGACAAAAGACCUGCGUGCUCGUCCGGAGGAUACCGAAAGGCAGAUGAUGAGAUGUCCGGGACUACUUCCCAGGCGGAUCCGGUAGACGCCACCGCCCGAUCGGUGCUGCUCAACGGGACACAGACCACCAAGUUCUGCGACAACCAUGUCAGUACCACCAAGUAUGGAGUCCUCACCUUCCUGCCCCGGUUCCUCUAUGAGCAGAUCAGGCGCGCUGCCAACGCCUUCUUCCUGUUCAUCGCUCUCAUGCAGCAAAUCCCCGAUGUAUCGCCGACGGGUCGCUACACCACGCUGGUCCCGCUCAUCUUCAUCCUCACUGUGGCCGGGAUCAAGGAGAUCAUUGAGGACUAUAAAAGACACAAAGCAGACAACACCGUGAACAACAAGACAACAAUAGUGCUGCGGAGCGGAGCCUGGCAGACCAUCAUCUGGAAACAGGUGGCAGUAGGAGACAUAGUGAAGGUGACCAAUGGCCAGCACCUUCCAGCUGACAUGGUCAUUGUGUCCUCCAGCGAGCCGCAGGCCAUGUGUUACACUGAGACGUCCAACCUGGAUGGAGAAACCAACCUGAAGAUCAGACAGGGUCUCUCGCUCACGGCUACCUAUCAGACCCUGGAGGAUUUAAUUGGUCUGUCUGGUCGUCUGGAGUGUGAAGGCCCCAACAGACACCUGUACGACUUCACUGGGACUCUGCGGCUGGAGAACCAGAAUCCCGCUCCUCUGGGUCCCGACCAGGUGUUGCUGCGCGGCGCUCAGCUCAGAAACACGCAGUGGGUUGUGGGAAUUAUUGUCUACACUGGCCAUGACUCUAAACUGAUGCAGAACUCCACCAAGGCCCCUCUGAAGCGCUCUAACGUGGAGCGGGUCACCAACAUGCAGAUCCUGGUCCUGUUCUGCAUCCUGCUGGUCAUGGCCCUGAUCAGCUCUGUGGGCGCCGCCAUCUGGAACAAACAACACACCGAAGAGUCCUGCUGGUACCUGAACCGGGCCGACGACAUCUCCACUAACUUUGCGUACAACCUGCUGACCUUCAUCAUCCUGUACAACAACCUGAUCCCCAUCAGCCUGCUGGUCACUCUGGAGGUCGUCAAGUUCACACAGGCGCUCUUCAUCAACUGGGACAUGGAGAUGUAUUACGCAGAAACAGACACACCAGCCAUGGCUCGAACGUCCAAUCUGAAUGAGGAACUAGGACAGGUGAAGUAUCUCUUCUCCGACAAGACAGGGACUCUGACCUGUAACAUCAUGCACUUUAAGAAGUGUACCAUUGCAGGACUCACAUAUGGCCACUUCCCUGACCUUGACUGUGAUCGUUCAAUGGAUGACUUCAGCACUCUGCCGGCCAGCCCCAAUAACUCUACAGAGUUCGACGACCCAACUCUAGUCCAAAACAUCGAGACUCAUUCCACGUCCCCUCAGAUCUGUGAGUUCCUGACGGUGAUGGCAGUGUGCCACACGGUGGUCCCAGAGAGGGAGGAAAACGGGAUCAUUUACCAGGCGUCUUCUCCAGAUGAAGGAGCGCUGGUCAAAGGAGCCAAAGGACUGGGCUUCGUCUUCACAGCAAGAACCCCGCGUUCAGUCAUCAUCGAGGCUAGAGGAAAGGAGAUGAGCUAUGAGCUGCUGAACGUGCUCGAGUUCUCCAGUAACCGCAAACGCAUGUCUGUGGUGGUCCGGACCCCCACCGGGAGGCUGAGGCUGUACUGCAAAGGAGCUGAUAAUGUCAUUUUUGAGCGUCUGACUGAAGCAUCCCAGUACAAAGAGUUAACUAUGGCUCAUCUGGAAGAGUUUGCUACUGAAGGUCUGAGGACUCUGUGCUUCGCCUAUGUGGACCUGGAGGAAGAGGCUUACCAGGAGUGGCUGAAAGAAUACACUAUCAUCAGCACGGUGCUGAAAGACCGAGCUCAGAAACUAGAGGAGUGUUACGAACUACUGGAAAAGAACUUACUGCUGCUGGGUGCCACGGCCAUAGAGGACCGUCUGCAGGCCGGCGUUCCCGAGACCAUCGCCACUCUGAUGAAGGCCGACAUCAAGAUCUGGGUCCUCACCGGAGACAAACAGGAGACCGCCAUCAACAUCGGUUACUCCUGUCGUCUGAUUACACACGGCAUGUCCCUCAUCAUCGUCAACGAGGACUCUCUGGAUGCGACCCGAGCCAAGCUGACCGCUCACUGCUCGUCCCUGGGCGACUCUCUGGGGAAGGAGAACGAGCUGGCGCUGAUCAUCGACGGCCAGACGCUGAAGUACGCUCUGUCCUUUGAGCUGCGCCAGGCCUUCCUCGACUUGGCGUUGUCCUGCAAGGCUGUCAUCUGCUGCCGAGUGUCUCCGCUUCAGAAGUCAGAGAUCGUGGACAUGGUGAAGAAGCACGUGAAGGCGAUCACGCUGGCGAUAGGCGACGGUGCCAACGACGUGGGGAUGAUCCAGACGGCUCACGUUGGAGUCGGGAUCAGCGGCAACGAGGGCAUGCAGGCCACCAACUCCUCUGAUUACUCCAUAGCACAGUUCUGCUAUCUAGAGAAGCUGCUAUUGGUCCAUGGGGCGUGGAGCUACAACCGUGUCACCAAGUGCAUCCUCUACUGUUUCUACAAGAACGUGGUCCUAUACAUUAUAGAGGCUGGCAGGGUGAUGCAGUGCUGGUACUUCUGGCUGGGUCUGAUCCUGGUGCCGGCUGCGUGUUUACUCAAAGACUUCGCCUGGAUCGCCACCCGGCGCACGGUGAGGAAGUCUCUGCUGGAGGAGGUGCAGGAGCUGGAGGCCCGGGCUGUGGACCCGGGGGCCGCCGUGCUGAGGGACGCCAGCGGGCGCAGUCUAAACGAACGAGCCCAUCUGCUGACAAGAGUCUUUAGAAAAGCGCCUUCAACCGUGGGACGCUCCAACUCGGUGCAGCAGACUGUGUCACAUGGAUACGCCUUCUCUCAAGAGGAGCACGGUGUGGUGUCCCAGUCCGAGAUGGUCCGCUCCUACGACACCACGCGCGAACGCCCCAGCCUCUAGCCCCACCCCUGACCACGUCUUCAGCUCACCGCUAGCAACGGUUACCAAGGUGACAGUGGAGACAGACUCAUGUGACACCCUCCCGCGGGUGACUGACCCCCUGCUGUGGCCUUACUGGAACUGGACCCUCGCCCGGGGGAGGGGCUCACGGUCAGGCGUGGAGGCCGUAGACUCGAGAGAAGGCCGACUAUACGGGAAAAAAAACACUAAGCUACACAGGCAUGAGCCAUCAUAACCACGCACAGACAUGACGAGUCAAACUCAGAGACUGCUCCUCAUAUCCGUAUACCCUUCAGACUGGGUUUGCUCCAUGCCACUGUGUGUAUAUCCCUACGUGUGUGUGUAUCCGCCUGUGCAUGUGUGUGUGUACGCGUUGGCGCUGCCGUGUUUGUGUGCAUGUGUGUGUAUUCGCUUCAUCUCGUCUCAGGAGGUGGGUUUAGCUUGUCUGUCAUCACAGGAGGGGAGGGGAAGUCAAAAUAAACACACACACUGAUGAAUUCCUUGAAAAGAGAGGGAGGGAAGGACCAGUGCCGUGAACCCCCCCCCCCCCUCCACCCCCUUCUACUGAUCGCAGCAGCGAGCCUCACUGCCAAACACCACAGAGAUGCCACUGAGGCUGAACGCCACACCGGACCACCACCCUGCUGCUUAUAUCUCCCCCAUUAUCUCCAUAUCUCUCCCCCAUUAUCUCCGUAUCUAUCUCCCCCCCUGCUCUGCAGCCUCCACGCAUCGCCUCCCCCUCGUCUUGGCCAGUUUUUAAAUAAAAUCUUCGUUUCCGGUUGUUGUUUUCCGACCACUCCUGUGAUUCCUGAUGUCAGCUGACAGGCAUUAGAGCUUCCUCCUUCACUUGUGUUGGAUUUCCACUUUCAACUGGAUGUUUUUUUUUCUUUUUUUAUCAUUAUUAUUAUUAUUAAAGUGGACAUUAAUGUGUAAUUUGUUUUCCUAUUUUCAUUCAUGCCUGUUUUUGUACUCAUAGAGGGAAUAUUUUACUUGAACUAAUACAGAAACAGAAGGGAUCUGAUAGAGACUGGAUCAUGUGUUGCUCUGGCUCUGGGAUGGGUGUGAAUGUAGCGUCCAGUGUGUGAGAGUGAGUGUGUGUUUGUGUGAGAGAGAGGACACUGAUUCAGGAAUGCAAGUGAGAAAGAGUGAAGGGUGGGAGAAGGGGGUUGUCCAUCCAAGUCCUAUUCAUUAAAUCUAAUCAAUCCAUGGCCUGAA
Gymnodraco acuticeps is the source of this 4527-nucleotide messenger RNA. RefSeq names its product ATPase phospholipid transporting 8A2 (gene atp8a2). Gene Ontology annotation, cellular component: plasma membrane. The transcript is spliced from 31 exons. The record is from RefSeq and is a predicted model, not a curated record. Gene Ontology annotation, biological process: phospholipid translocation; neuron development. Lineage: Eukaryota; Metazoa; Chordata; Actinopteri; Perciformes; Bathydraconidae. The coding region runs from base 184 to 3312 and encodes 1042 amino acids. Gene Ontology annotation, molecular function: magnesium ion binding; ATP binding; ATPase-coupled intramembrane lipid carrier activity.